Messenger RNA from Nicotiana attenuata, 1112 nucleotides. RefSeq lists its product as uncharacterized. The coding region runs from base 273 to 800 and encodes 175 amino acids. The transcript has 5 exons. NCBI's taxonomy places the organism in Eukaryota, Viridiplantae, Streptophyta, Magnoliopsida, Solanales, Solanaceae. The record is from RefSeq and is a predicted model, not a curated record.
CCUAAGGCCCUUCAAAAACUUUGGGAUAUUGAAAUUAUUCUCAAAUUGGUGCAAAAGAAUAUUCUAUGAUGAUCUAAACUCAAUUUCCGCAACCCCGAAACAGCCUUGUUUUAUACAAUUCUUAAGCACCGCACCCACUUCUCAAAGAAGGAAGGAGCAGAAGAAUCCCAGGACUCGACUUGAGAGGAUCCUUCGUCGUUGCUUCCACUUUCUCUCUAUACCCAAAUCCAUAAUAAAGCUACAAAUCUUAAAUCAAUUUAGAUAGAGGGAAAAUGGAUAAGGUGACGGGUACAACAGUAGGUACGUCUGCAACAACGACAACGGGGUCUUCUGGGUCAUCUUCAAUUUUCACUAACUAUCCCCUUAUGUCUGCUCUCAUUGCUUUCGCUCUCGCCCAAUCCAUUAAGCUCUUCACUUCAUGGUACAAGGAAAGACGAUGGGAUCUUAAGCAACUCGUUGGAUCUGGUGGAAUGCCAUCAUCCCAUUCAGCAACUGUAACUGCUCUAGCUGUGGCUAUUGGUUUGCAGGAGGGCUUCGGGGAAGCGCUCUUUGCUUGUGCAUUGGUUUUAGCGUGUGUGGUCAUGUAUGACGCCACGGGUGUAAGAUUACAUGCUGGACGUCAAGCAGAGGUUCUGAAUCAAAUUUUAUAUGAACUUCCUUCUGAACAUCCUCUUGCAGAUAGCAGACCAUUACGAGAACUCCUUGGUCACACUCCUCCUCAGGUUGUUGCGGGUGGAUUGUUGGGAUUGAUGACUGCAACGGCUAUUCAUUUUAUCACUGGCUGGGGAUAUCGAGCAUGACAUUAAAUUAGCUGUGCUGGUUAUAGUUACAGUCCCUGAAAUACUUGACAAUGUUGAUCAGGCCAAAAUUGCAGAUAUGUCAUUUCACCUUUGAAUUGCCUUGGUUGGUAUUACCUGUUUUGCACAUUUAAGUAUUUCAGAUACGUCGUUGUCUCCUAACAGUUUUCAGAAGAACGGCAAACAUUCAUAUAGGAGUUUCACUUUACACGCUGUAAAUAAAUAUUGAUAAUUGAAUUGUAGCUACAAAGAACAUUAACCUGUAACUUGCCAUUCAUUCUUUUCAGGAAUUACUUAUAGAGUGAUUGUCGUAUA